This is a messenger RNA of Kwoniella shivajii, 1914 nucleotides long. Its product is annotated as leukotriene A-4 hydrolase/aminopeptidase. The record is from RefSeq and is a predicted model, not a curated record. Gene Ontology annotation, cellular component: cytosol. The coding region runs from base 1 to 1914 and encodes 637 amino acids. Gene Ontology annotation, molecular function: epoxide hydrolase activity; aminopeptidase activity; metallopeptidase activity. NCBI's taxonomy places the organism in Eukaryota, Fungi, Basidiomycota, Tremellomycetes, Tremellales, Cryptococcaceae. The transcript has 19 exons. Gene Ontology annotation, biological process: proteolysis.
AUGUCAUUUUCACCUCAUUUCACCAAGUCUUCCGGAGGUUCAUCACCCUCGCCGUUCGAUCGUGAUUUAGCUACAUUAGCAAAUUACACAGAAGUGGUCACUAGGAAUAUCAAAAUCGACUGGGAAGUCGAUUGGGAUCAAAAGAUUUUAAGUGGAAAUGUGGAAUUGGGUUUGGAAGCAAAGAAAGAUGGAGUGGAUCAAGUCAUUUUGGAUAGCAGUUAUCUGGAUUUGAAGAGUGUCCAAGUCGAGGCACAGGAUGUGGAAUACUCCCUUGGUGAUCGAAUCGACGUUAUGGGUCAAGCACUCAAAAUCAAGCUACCUAAAUCAAUGAGCAAAGGCGAAAACGUUACGAUCAAAAUAACUUAUUCAACAACAACUUCAUGUACAGCUUUAGGAUGGUUAGAGCCCUCUCAAACUAAAUCAGGCAAACAUCCAUACCUAUAUUCUCAAGCUCAAGCGAUACACGCAAGAUCAAUGUUACCAUGUCAAGAUACACCAGCUGUAAAAGCUACCUAUCAAGCUAAAGUAAGAUCUGGUCGAGGGCUCGAAGUACUCCUGAGUGGUCAGAGAAAGGGUGUCAACGAUUUAGGGGAUGGAAAGAGGGAAUUCGUCUAUGAACAGCCUGUAGGUAUCCCAUCUUACCUCAUAGCUAUCGCCGCCGGUGAACUCAAUCACAAAUCUUUCGAUAACCUCGAGGGUAGAAAUUGGUCUACUGGAUGUUGGACAGAGCCGCUGUUGAUGGAUAAAGCGUACAAGGAAUUCCGUGAAGAUACAGCCAACUUCGUCAAGACAGCAGAAGAUCUCACAUCUUCUUAUAAAUUCGGUACUUAUGAUAUCCUCUUCUUACCUGAAUCAUUCCCUUACGGAGGUAUGGAGAACUCGUGUUUGACUUUCGCAACUCCUACUAUCAUCGCUGGAGACAAGAGUCAAGUAGAUGUCGUUGCGCACGAGAUCAGUCAUUCGUGGUUCGGUAAUGGUAUUGGAUGCGCUUCGUGGUGUCAUUUCUGGCUCAAUGAGGGCUGGACAACAUAUCUCGAAAGAUUGAUCAUGAGAGAGACCCAUGGAGAAUUAGAUAGACAAUUAUCAUACACGGUCGGUCGACGAGGUCUGGUUGGUGAUCUUGAACGACUCAAUCCAAGAUUCCAGAAAUUGGUCAUCGAAUAUAAAGAGCAUGAAGAUCCCGAUGAGGGAUACAGUCAAGUUCCAUACGAAAAGGGAGCAAACUUCCUUCUUCACCUUGAAAGAACUCUUGGAGGUCUCGACAACUUCAUUCCUUAUAUGAAAGAUUACGUACGAACUUUUGAGGGCACAUCCAUCACAACUGAUCAAUGGAGAGAACACCUUUUCCACUAUUUCAAGCAACACAAAGAUGGUGAAGAGCUUACUAGGAGAUUAGGUAAAGUCGAUUGGGAUGAAUGGCUCCAUGGAACAGGACCAGAUCUUUGCGUUGAUAUUCAAUACGAUGACACUCUUUCGAAAGCUUGCUACGAGCUCGCAGCCAGAUGGGAUAAAGCUCGUGAUGGCGAUGUAUCAGGGUUCAAAGAAGCUGAUGUCAAAGACUUCUCUUCUACUCAAACGGUUGUCUUCCUGGACAAACUCGAGACAUACGAUACUCUUCCUGCUAAAGUAGUGGCCUCCCUCGAUAAAUUAUACGGCUUUGGAUUUACUGGAAAUGCUGAGAUCGGAUUGAGAUUCUAUGAAGUCGCUUUGAAGAGUGGUCCUGAAUAUGCCAAAUCAGCUGCUGCCUGGGUGAUCAACAAAGGUAGGAUGAAGUUCUGUAGACCAAUUUUCAGAUUGUUGAAUGAACAAACACCUGAAUUGGCAAAGAAGACUUUCUUGGAACAUGCUAAUUUCUUCCAUCCCAUCGCUAGGAAGAUGAUCGCUAAAGACCUUGGAGUCAAAGUCGAUGCUUAA